CAGAGGUAAUCGUUUGUCUCAGGAUGAUGUCACUUCCUCGCUCACAUCGCACUAUAAAAGCGCGUGCUGUUGCGGCGAGGUGUCUGUGAAGAGACCAGGGAGGACGAUGCAGCAGCAGAUUUAGCUCUCCAGAAAUACUAAAAGGCGGCUAAGUUCAGAAUGCAUCUGUAACCCACCGACUUUUCUUUUUUUUUUUUGAGCUGAAAGUGAAACCUUCUGAUAAAAGCUUCGCUAUUUUCUUCUAUUCCUGGAGAGCUCAAUGCGCCUUGUAUCCAACAAAAUGAUCGGGAAAGGACUGUUCAUUCUGACAAUACUGUCCAACUGCGUUCUGUCAUUGCCAGUGACUCCAAGUCAGCUGGAGAAUGAGGACGACGUACAGGUGAUGAAAUGCAUUGUGGAGGCGUUGGCUGAUGUUCUAUCGAGGCCCCACCCCAACCCUGUCAGUCAGGAGUGUUUGGUCACACUGAGGACAGAUGACAAACUGGUUUCUAUUCUUCGCCAUCGUAACUUUUUGAAGGAGCUGCAGGAGAUUGCUGUUAAAGGUGGUCAAGACAGAGCUCAGCUGCAGAGAGAAGCUGGAGCUGACUCAACAACACAGAGUCCUCAGCCUGCAAGUGAUGCUUCUGAUCGAUCCAUGUUGGAGGCUCUAGGAGGCCCUGGUGAGAGAUCCAUCCUGUCCCAGAAGAGGAGGACAGGACAUGGAGUCGGAGAGGAAGAAAAGGAUCACAGCCAGGAGGAUGGAGAGUCACAGGAGGACAAUAACAUCACUGAAGAAGAGCAAGUCAAGAGGGAAAAUGAUGAGGGCCCUGGAAGUCACGUCUCUGAGUCUGAGGAUGAGCGGAGUGAGGGAAAGGCUGAGAAGAGAGAGGAAGAAGAGGAGGGGAGUGAUUUAAAUUCACAGGAGAAAUCAGAGGAGGGAAGCAUGGCUGAGGAAAAAAAAGGUGCAAGAUCGAGUGAAAAGACUGACGCACACAGGAACAAGUCAAAAGAGAACAAGUCAGAUGAAGAAGAUAAGGAAGAGGAAGAUAAGAGAUCAAUGUUUCUCUCACAUAGACAAGGGCAAAAACACCAGGUGGAGGAGGAUAAAAAGGAGACAAAGAGAGGGGGUCUGGAGAGUGUAAAGCAUUGGACCAAAAGAGGCAAGGCGAUGUCACUGAGAAAGAAAGCAGUUGAUAAGGAGCUCACAAGUGAGCAAGAAGUGCCACAUCAUUCGAAAGAGGUGUCAGAGGAAGUGGAGGAGAAGAAAAAAAGGAACACACAGAGGAGUCUGGAGGAGAAAGAGCUGCAGAUGAUCGCCAGAAGUGGACCUGUGGAGAGGAGGGGGUUGGAGGAAGAGGGCAGCGCCAGCCGAAAGUCAGAGGAGCCAGAGAUUGAAAGCUUGGCAGCCAUCGAGUCAGAGCUUGAAAAUGUUGCCCAGAAACUCCACGAGCUGCGGCGAGGCUGAGAGAGAGAGAGACGGGAGUAAAAGUUGACACUGCAGCCUCCUCUGCCUCUUCGUCCUCCUCCGCUUUACCAGCUGCCUGGUUUCCUCCGAUAGAGCGUGUGAAUAUGUGACAAGAUUUUAUCUUUUGCUAUUUCUCUGGAAGAUGCCCUCUGGCACCAAACUGCUGCGGCCUCCCUUGUGACAUCCUGUCCUUUACAUAGAUUAGUAAACAGUAGAGGUACAUUGCACCUAGAGACAUGCAUACCAAAAACAAGAAACAUUCAACUUGUGUGCAGUCUGCAGAUAAAAAAGUAGAAGACAUAGCAAGGGUCCUUUAGGAGAAAUAUUUCUGUCAGUGAAGAUUGACAGCUUGUUUUCCUCUUCUCUCUGACAAUCAUCUCUUUCUCUCUGUCUCUCUGUACAAGAUGUGUCUUGCCUGCUUUUCAAAUCAUUCUAACACGACACAUUGAUUUGUGUAAAAGGUUGAGGUAGAUCCAGGUAAACACACACCAAAAAGGUGAGGUUGUACAAUAACAGCAUGUAUACAUGUACAAAGACUUUCUGUUAGGCUUACUUCAGAGAUGCUAGCUUAGUGUAGAUACAGCUGACUUAAAUCAAGCAAAGGCAAUAAUUGAACAUUUUUAGCAAAUUAAAACUGGAUUAUGAUCUUAACCUGUAAUUAAUUUAUGUAAGAAAACCAAUAAAUUGCAUUGCAUUUAUCUGG
Molecule: messenger RNA, 2147 nt
Organism: Notolabrus celidotus (New Zealand spotty)
Lineage: Eukaryota; Metazoa; Chordata; Actinopteri; Labriformes; Labridae
Gene: chga
Product: chromogranin A
Exons: 8
Coding region: 260-1444 (394 amino acids)
Biological process (GO): negative regulation of insulin secretion; negative regulation of catecholamine secretion; defense response to bacterium
Cellular component (GO): chromaffin granule
Source: RefSeq, a predicted model, not a curated record